AGUUUUCACUGUAAAACAAUAUCUGUGUAAAGGAUUAAUGGCAUUUUUUGCUGCUAAAAAGGAACCAGUCCGCUCUGAUUGUACAUUAUAAACGCCGAGAUGAACUCAAAGAGACUUAAAAACAUUACGGCCCGCCAAACAUCCACCUGUCCCAAGCUUCCAAAAAAAUCAUUCAAGAGCUCUGAAAACUACAUAGAGAGGAUGCCACCAGAGGUCCUUGAGAAAAUUAUUUCAUAUUUGGAUGUUGGAUCUCUUUUCUGCCUUGGCUUCGUCAACAAGCGUUUCCACGAACUGGCUGACAACAAUGCCGUGUGGUAUCGCUUUUACACCUGGCAGCGAGCAAAAACGAAGACAUCCAGGCUAAUAAAGGAUGUGACAGAUGGAGUGGACAUGGCCAGAAUUCAGGAAAAGCCUAAGGGAUACUGGAGGAGAAUUCUCUUUAAAGAACUGGCCAUCCAUAAUGAGAGCUGGAAGAAAAAACUCAAAUCCAUUCAUUCCUACACUGGACUGCCAGUUCGAACAGCUGAAGUCCUCAGGAGUUUAGAUGUCAUGUGGGAGAUUACAGUGAAGAAAGAAAGAGGACGUGAGAACAGAAUUAAACACACUCAUGUUUACUUCGGCGAAGCCUCUCUGACUGUUGUCUGGAGUUCAGGAAACUGGCCAACUCUGGAUAAACCUGCAACACUAGAGCUGCAUGGAGUAAAGCUUGUGCCCAUUAACUGUCCAAUCACAUGCAGACCAGGCUGGAGAUCCCUCCUAAGUAAAGUUGUGGUGAAGAAGGAUGGUGGGAAACUGUACGGUUCAGACAGACUCAUCUCUUUGCUGUACAUCGAGAAUGGUGUAACUGUGGGGGUUUGGCAGAAUCAACAGGAAAUUGCAUUUGUCCUAGUAAACUUACAUUAUCACAGACUUGUGGAAAGACAUCUUCUGGGGUCCUCCACUACUCCGUAUGAGGCAACAGAAGUGCAAGCCACUUUUGAUGACAUUGAUCCUGAUUAUGGCUUGCAUAGCUACAACAUGCACCUUGAGCUGCACAACACAGAAGACAGCAUUGCGUCAGUGAGCUUUUCACAGCUGUUCUGCAAGAAAGAUCAGAUUGCUGAUGGUUAUGUCUCUUUGCAAGUUAUCAGUAAGCAAAACAGAUCACGACAAACUCCUGUGUGUGGUAAAAUCAGCCUGCCUUGGAGGACCGAGGCACUACAGGGACACAUAGAGAACUGUUGCAUGUUGACUCUCACUGUUCUUGCUGAAGCCCAGACACCGUUUUGGUGUGUUAGUGCUCCUGUAUCCAUGACUAAAUCAAAGCACAAGGAAGUGUCGUAUGACUGUAAAGGAGAGAGCUUCUUUGUGGAAUAUCAGGACUCUGAUGGAAAGCUGGAGAUUGAGCUGGAGUGGAUGGAGGAACAGAAACAGUUUGUCAUUGUUAAUUUAAUCCUUUUUCUUUCCGUUAGCAAAGUAAACAGGUACUUUAGAAGGGAUUAUUGAUACUCAUGGACAUUUUACCUUGUUAAGUAAUU
Tachysurus vachellii is the source of this 1517-nucleotide messenger RNA. RefSeq names its product F-box protein 15 (gene fbxo15). The coding region runs from base 100 to 1485 and encodes 461 amino acids. Gene Ontology annotation, molecular function: protein binding. NCBI's taxonomy places the organism in Eukaryota, Metazoa, Chordata, Actinopteri, Siluriformes, Bagridae. The transcript is spliced from 10 exons. The record is from RefSeq and is a predicted model, not a curated record.